This is a messenger RNA of Styela clava, 1816 nucleotides long. RefSeq lists its product as uncharacterized. Lineage: Eukaryota; Metazoa; Chordata; Ascidiacea; Stolidobranchia; Styelidae. The record is from RefSeq and is a predicted model, not a curated record.
UGAAUAAUGCUGAUUUAUUUAGAGCGUAAAAAACGUCAGGUUUCGAAAAAUCCUAUUAAAAAUACUUUAGUGCAAUUUGUGACGGGUUUCAUUUUAGAAUUAUUUUAAAAUCUAUAGUUAAUUUUAUCAAAAAUCAAAUGAAUAAUAAAAAAGGGGGUGGUUUCAGGUAAUAACUAGAGGCUUUGUGGGUUAUAAAUAAACUUUAGUCCCAGUAAUAUUGAUUUUUCAUUAAGUUAUAGAAUAUAUGCUUUUAUUUAAAUAUAUUUUCGUAUUCUAUGAGCGGAAAGUUUUUUUUGUAUACAUGAGUUCAUAUUUUUUAAUAUACCGCCAGUAGUACAAUAAACGUUGACAAUUCUUUCUUGCAGAUAUUCAUGAUAAUAAAUAAUAUUUUGAAAUAAGUACAUCAUAUCUUGAAAAUUAUCAUUAGGCAUGGAGGAAGAAAAUGAAAGUAAAUCUCGGCCUGGUUUUUAUCAUGGACCUGUCAAAGGAUUGGGCGUUGCAAUUAUUUUGAUUGGCGUUAUCUGUAUUGGUAUGGGAAUCACGUCUUUGACGAUUGCGUUGGGAUCUGUAUGCAAAUACAGAAAUUACUAUUAUGAUGAAUAUGAUACACGCAGAAAUCAUGAGUCCACCCCAGCUCCUUAUGUGCACAUGUGUAACUACUAUGCCACAUAUUCAUCUCCUGGAAUUUGGUCAGGUCUUAUGUUUAUAGCAAGUGGAAUAAUUGGAAUAUUGGCCGCAAAGAGAAAGACAACAUGCUUUAUUGCCGUCAUGAUGAUUCUAAGUAUUCUCAAUGUUCUGGUUGCAAGUGGAGCAAUAACUGUCGCUGUCUUUUCCAUGUUCGAUAAAGACUAUAAUCAAAUCAAUAGCUACCCAACUGUGUUGUACAUAUUGAAUGCAUGCACUGGUUUAUUCUGCUUUGUGAGUGUCAUUGUAUCUUGGAUUACUUUUGGAUUUGGAUGUCGAGCUGUAUGUUGUGAUGGAAGGAAGAAAUGUCCAUCAUUUGGGCAAAAUGUACAAUACCAGCCUCUUUCCAACCCAAUUAUGAUGUCUUCAACAAGCCAGCUUGGUGGAAAUGAUCUGCAAGGUGAUGUUCCACCAUUGCCAGAAUUUCCUCAGACCAACAUGCAGCCAAUAUACCUUGUACAAGGUAAUCAAGUAAUUGGAAUUCUUCCACAAAAUCCAUCUCAGAUGACUAUGGGAUUGGCACCAGGAUAUUCUCCGCCACAGAUGAAACAGAUUUAAACAUGAGGAUAGAUGAUGACUGUAUCAACGUUUUUACAUAAUAGACCACACAUGCUAUGUCUUCAUCGGUAUUCUCCACAUAAUCAUUUGUCUUUAUAUAUGCUUUUGAUGUCUUUCUUGUGUCUGCUUUUUCUUGCAAAUCCAUUUUCUUGUCUCUACUGUAUAUACAAUAAUUUUUGCCUUAUUUUGCUAAUCAACUUAUAAUACUUAUGUAGCAAUUCCUAUAUUUUUUCGUUGCUAUUGACGGAUUCUUAAUGAAAAUGUUGCAAGUGGAUAUGUGUUCACAUUCCCACAGUUAUGUUCCAUAUGAAAUUUGUAGAAUAUUUUGAAUAAUUCUAUGGUAAAAAUAGCCUAUCUUUUCUUUGGGGGAUUAUACUUUUCCAAUCAGGAUUAAUAUAUAGUUUUGUUUAAUAUAAGAAGGUCAUAUUGGAGAAGUGUCUUAAUUAAAGAUUGCAUACAUUUGUCACGUAUUCUGGUAAUUAUAAUGCUUGAGUAUGUGAUAAACUAAUACAAUUGUCAAUAAUUGAUUUUGUCAUUUGCCACAAUUUUCAGUCUGCACCUCUUCCAAUUGAUU